This is a messenger RNA of Electrophorus electricus (electric eel), 3126 nucleotides long. RefSeq names its product WIZ zinc finger a (gene wiza). Gene Ontology annotation, biological process: regulation of transcription by RNA polymerase II. NCBI's taxonomy places the organism in Eukaryota, Metazoa, Chordata, Actinopteri, Gymnotiformes, Gymnotidae. The record is from RefSeq and is a predicted model, not a curated record. Gene Ontology annotation, cellular component: nucleus. Gene Ontology annotation, molecular function: DNA-binding transcription factor activity, RNA polymerase II-specific; RNA polymerase II cis-regulatory region sequence-specific DNA binding.
ACGCCUGUCGCGCGAACACAAACAGGCUAGCUGUCCAUCACAUUGCAUCAGUGUGACAAGUCGAGUAUUUGUUAAGAUUUCUAAAUACCAAUUAGCUUAAUACAGCCUCUUUCUCCAAGUGGUGACGGGUGUUAAAGCCGGGAAGAGCACAAACCCGUCCUGCUAGCUAGAUUAGCCAGCUAGCUAAAUUAGCUAUUGCAAGCACUAGCCACUACAGACAGCGCGAUGUGUUGAAGCGUGACGGUGCGUGCGUGUGUGCGCGCGCGCUGAACAUUUUACUGCCUUUCUCUGGAUUACGUCAUGUAGCUAAAUGGAACCACUUGUAUGGAUGAGAUGAAUGAAAUACUCAGUGACCAUGGAGAGAGCGGCUUCAGAAACAGCCCGGAAAAGCGCCGCAAGCUUUUCCCUCAGCACGGCGGGACGCUCGCCAGUCACGGAGGACUCGGAUGCAUCAGGUGUGCAUGCAUGCGGGGUGUGUGGUGCUUGUUUUGAGACGAAGCGAGGGCUCUCCAGCCACGCCCGCUCACACCUCCGGCAGCUGGGAGUGGCCGUGUCCGAAAGCAGUGGUGCUCCCAUAGACCUCCUCUACCGUCUGAUCCAAAAGCGGGAUGGCAGGCUCCCUUUCUGCACUAUGGUUGCCAGAUCCCCCAAACCCAAAACCUACAGUCCCAAAAAGGACUCUGGCACAAAACUGAAGAUCAAAAUAUCAAAUCUUGUGAAAAAAAAAUACAGUAAGUCUCCAGUCCCUGUGGCUGUGAGACCAUUGUCAGCCUCGGGUAUCUCUUCAUCUUUGCUGGCAGAUGUUAAGCCUCUUAAAGUCCCUGCUAAGCUGCAGAAGGUUCCAGAGUCCUGCUCACCACUCUCUGUGUCUUCUGCCCCGCCAUCACUCAGUGGAAGUCCGACAGCAUCACUUUCUCUACCGUCAUCCAAACCCCUUUGGGCUCCACAGGAAACAGAUGCUCCUCUCAACCUGACAGCAAUGAUGGACGCCUCAUCGAGAGAUGAUGUUCACGUGUGUGAGUUGUGCGGAGCCUGGUAUGAGACGCGCAAGGGCCUGUCGAGCCAUGCUAGAGCACACCUGCGGCAGUUUGGUGUGGAGAUGGACUCUAAAGGUGCUCCUAUCGAAAUGCUCCACGAACUGCUUCAGAAAGGGGAUCUGCAGGGCAAGGCAAGCACUCCAGAGCUGCAUGAGGCGCAUGGCUGUGGGAGAUACUCCCCCAUAUCCACCCCCUCCACAGCCACGUCUAGCAAACUUGACGUGCUGCCUGCUGACCCAGAAACCCCCCCACCUUCUAAAAAAGUGAAGAUGUCAUCAUCAUCAUCAUCAUCAUCAUCGCCGCCAUUAGGGGGGCUGAAAGCACAGGGACGAGGUGACUCGUUGAAGGUUGUAAGCUGUGAGUUUUGUCAUGAGAAGUUUAAGAAGAGCCAGAGUCUUGCAAGCCAUGCCCGCUCCCACCUGCGCCAGCUUGGGGUCACUGAGUGGACUGCCCAAGGGUCUCCCAUGGCAGCCCUCCGAGAACUCAUGGCUCGCCGUGGCUCUAAUAGCUUACCCAAGCUAAAUAUCUCACAUACCAUGCCUCCGCCAUCCACGGUGCCACCCCCAACACCCACUACAGCUUUGCCCCCUUUGUCCCCUGCUCACCUGAAUCCAUCUUCGUUCCCAGUCUCCACCUCUCCCAGAGUGCCUAAAGCCAGGAAGGGUUCACGGACAGUGGUGCCUAAACCAAAGGAGGAGCCUGUGGAAGUGGUGCUGUCCACCACAGAGUGUCCCAGACCAAGGAGCACCCCGUCCCCAUUUCAGACAUGGCCAGGGCCCAACACCAGCCAGAUUACGACAGCGCCGAAGCCUGAGGUGGAAGCGACACAGAUGGUGCGCUGCGAUUACUGCAGCGAGACAUUCGAUAGCCGCAAAGCUCUAUCCUGUCACGCCCGUGCCCACUUACGCCAGCUGGGUGUUAAGUGGUCGCCCAAUGCCUCACCCAUUGACACCCUGUACGAGCUCAUGCUUAGGGAAGGCACAUAUCAGGGGUCAGAGGUCAAGCCUGAGGGCUCAGCAGGGAUGGGUGGCUCAUGGAGAAAACCAGGCUCUUCACCCCGCACAUUUACCCCGUCACCCAUUGAUUUCUCCGUCAGAGAAAAAACGGACUCCUCUGAUGGCAUGUCUGCAGUGUGUGAGGCUACAUGUGAGCUGUGCGGUUUCGAUUUUGAGAAUCGGAAGGCGCUGGCAAGCCAUGCACGUGCACAUCUCCGCCAGCAGGGGGUAGACUGGCGCACCAAUGGCUCACCCAUAGAGACCCUAUCCAUGUGGAUGCAGCAGGAGCCAGCAAAGGUGGCUGAGCUCCAUAAACGCUAUAUGCAGGGGGAUCUGCCCCAUGUCAAGAAGCGGGCUGCUUCUUCCCCAUACCCUGCCUCUGAUCCUGAGUCGAGUCGGCCCAGCGUGAGCCGCCUAUCCCCGAGCCUUUCGCUGAUCUCCAGAGCAGCAGGUCGAGAGGUCAAAGCAGGAGCAAGUCAGCCAUCUUUUUCCUCCUCCCACAGGAAAGCUUCAGGCCAGCGUCCUGCCUCACACGUUUCAAACGUUCCCACCCGCCUACCUAGAGGCUGUGAGAGACGUCCUUCUAAACACCUUUCUCACAUUGAGAGCAGAGUUGGGGAGGCUGGGCCUCUGAAGCCCCCACGUGCUGGGAAUGCCCCCUCUCUCAUGCCCCGCCCUCCUGAGAGCAGUCUGGUCAAACUUGUGGGGAAAGUGUACUCCCUUAAAUGCAGAUUCUGUGAAGAAGUGUUCAGAGGGCCACUGUCUGUGCAGGAAGAUUGGCUCAUACACCUUCGGCAACACAUUCUCAACCUCAAACAGGACUCUGCCCAUGUCCCCACCCCCACCUCCCAGAGCGCAUCUAUCCCUUCCCUCGUCCUCUCGGACACACCGCAGUUGAUUGGCCCACAGGCUGUAUAGGGCCAGGCAUACUCCAGCUGUUUAACACCUAAGUGCUUGAAUCGUUUUAGGCAAACUACCUUAUAUAAAGACGCUACUGGAGUACUGAACAGUUGAGUAACCCCACCCCCUUUUACUCAAAGCUCCUCCUCCUCACUCUUGCUUAGAUGUUUGGAAUGUAUUUUAUUGUUUGAAAA